AUUACAUAAUAGCUUGUACUUGAGAUCGGUUUCCGAUAUUCUCUGCCUAAAAUACUUUUCAAUAGAACGUAGAUAAUGUAAAAUGCGUGGGACUGGAAUCCAAGUCGUUAAUUUGCAUAUAGUUCCUGCUCGUUGUUUUCAUUUGCCUCGGCGACCCAGAUACGAUGCAGUGAGAUUGAAAGCUUGCCUUCAUAUGCGUACUUAGCCCGAUAACAGAGUAUUAAGAUAUAGCAAAAGCAUCUUUUGUUGGUCCCUAAUCUCGGCUUGGCGUCCGCCAUGUAUUUACUCGGGGCCCCUCGCUCAUGGCUUGUCACCGGGUUUAUUUUCAUCGUAUCGUUUCUUCCGCAUACAGGUGCAAUACGUAUUACAUCCAAGCCGGAAAAUAUUACCAAAGUACUGCAAGGGACGUUGAUCUAUAAUGUGAGCUGGUACUGGAACAUUACACCACCGGCUACGAUAUCUAUUCGUGUGGCUGAUAUUCUUGUCAAGGGUGUUAAGAUUGGGGCAUUGAUGGACGGAUCCCCUCCAACUCCAGUAGUUUUCACCGAUUUUAAAUCUCGGUACAGCCUCAGUACAGCGACGUUCAACCCCAUAACACUGAUCAUUAAAGAUGUCCAGCCUCAAGAUGCUGGGGAGUAUGCGAUGAUCUUGGCAGAUAGUGGCGGAAAAAAUACUUUUGAGGCAUCCAAGUUCACCUUGGACGUGCUAGUUCCACCUGGCGUCACUCCAGGAGCUAACGUGACUGUCAACAAGACAGAUAAGGCCGAACUGAGCUGCUCUGCCACAGGGAACCCAACGCCUAACGUGACCUGGACCAGGAGCGGAGGAGCCGAUGUACUGGGGACUGGGGAGACUCUCACUAUUAGCGAUGUCAAGAUAUCGGACGGAGGGUGUUACGUGUGCACCGCUUAUAAUAACAUCGGUAGUGAGGCAAGUGGCACCGUCUGCCUUACCGUGCAAUACGCCCCGAAUGCUACAAUAAGUGUGAAUACCACUUUAGUUUGUCAAGGCGACCACGUGGCAUUGACGUGUACAGCCGACGACUCAUUCCCUCCAGUCAUCGGCUAUCACUUCUACAGGGGUGGCACGCUAAUCGUCACCAGCUCUAACAAUGAAUACACUGCCGCGGCAUCCACAGGACUCCCAGAAUUCAACGAGUUCACGUGUGCGGCAUAUAAUCUUGCCGGUGGCGGACAUAAUGCUUCCGUGACUGUUCAAGCUAAAGUUCCUCCCGCGAUCACCGGAUUCUCCCCGCCCCAGAAUGUAGCUGAGGGAUCCGAAGUAAUGCUGGAGUGUAACGCGACCGGCUCCUCACCCAACAUCACUAUCGAGCGCAACGGAGAAGCUCAGCUGUCAACCACAGGAAAACACACGUUUGCAGCUAUCAGCAGACGCGAGGAAGGCAGUUAUAGAUGCAUCGUGCAUAAUGGCGGAGAAUGUCCUACUGUGUAUAGCACAACCAAUAUCACCGUCAACUACAAACCUGAGAAUACGACCCUCACACCCAGCACCGCCUCAUCCUGCCAGCACGACAUGGUCACCCUGACGUGUGACGCCGCCGCGAAGCCUGUCGCCAGGUACCACAUCUACGUCAACGGCGAGCUGAACACGACCACCACCAACAAUACCCACACAGUGAGGCUUGAGAACACCGGAAGUGUGCAGUUUACCUGUGUUCCCGAGAACGAUGUGGGGACUGGAAAGAAUGCAACUGUCACUAUCAACGUCAAGGCUGCUCCAAGCAUUACGUUCAUAACCGCCAACAUGACGGUCACCGAGGGCUCUCUUUUGAACCUACAAUGCAACACGAGUGGAUCGCUACCGCUGAACGUUUCGUGGAGUAAAGUGGGCGCGGCGGGUGUUCUCGCGUCGAGUGGGAGUCAAGAGUUCAGCUCGAUAACUCGCGCACAGGACGGGACGUACGAGUGCAUGGUACACAAUGGCGACGAGUGCCGAGCAGCGAGUCAACGAGUUACCAUUACUGUCAAUUACAAGCCUGAAAACUGCAGCCUGACCACAAACACCAGCUCUAAUACCUACCUAAAGGGCGACGACGUGAUGUUCUCUUGUCACGCUCACUCCAAGCCUUCAACGUGUAACGCAACGCUCCUCCACGACGGUACUUCCGUCACGUCACUCACUGACCAGACGUGCAGUGGCCUGGUGACCAGUCACGUGGUGCACAAUAUCCAGGGCUGCAAUGCAGAAAGGUACUCGUGCAGGAUGUCGAAUGUGGCGGGACAGUGCGAUGAGUCUAUCACUCUGACCAUCAAUGAUCCAGCUUCGGUUCACGUGACAUCAACUACCCCCAGCGGAGACACCUUCGCUUCAAACAUCACCGUUAUCGAGGGUGAAUCCCUCACCUUGAACUGCACUGCAACAGGGUGCCCAACACCCAACAUCACCUGGACCAAGCAGGGUGUAUCUGCAGCCCUUAGGAGCAACAUCACCACGGAGAUAAUACAUCAGAUCGCGAGUGUGCAGAAGUCUCACGCAGGGCGGUACACGUGCGCCGCUAAUAACGAGAUUGGCGCGGUCUCCAGGACACUCUCAGUAACGGUUCAUUACAAGCCAAUCAACACACAGCUUACUAGCACCAAGACAAGAGCAUGCGUGAAUGAUUCCAUAACGCUGAACUGUACGUCAGAGGCUCAACCUGCCGUUUACGAGUAUCUGUUCUAUCGUAAUGGCGUCCACCAUCAGACAAGUGCUUCCGGUGUACUGCACCUAAACCCACCGCUGGCCGGGGAUCACGUGUACACAUGUGUGCCCAAUAAUACCGUGGGGACUGGGGUGAACAAAACCGUACAGAUCGCAGUGAAAGCUGCUCCCAGCAUUACGUUCAUAAACGCCAACAUGACGGUCACCGAGGGCUCUCUUGUGAACCUACAAUGCAACACGAGUGGGUCGCUACCGCUGAACGUGUCUUGGAGUAAAGUGGGCGCGGCGGGUGUUCUCUCUUCGAGUGGGAGUCACGAGUUCAGCUCGAUAACUCGCACACAGGACGGGACGUACAAGUGCAUGGUACACAAUGGCGACGAGUGCCCAGCAGCGAGUCAACGAGUUACUAUUACUGUAAAUUACAAGCCAAUCAACACACAGCUUGCUACCACCAAGACGAGCGCAUGCGUGAAUGACUCCAUAACGCUGAACUGUACGUCAGAGGCUCAACCUGCCGUUCACGAGUAUCUGUUCUAUCGUAAUGGCGUCCACCAUCAGACAAGUGCUUCCGGUGUACUGCACCUAAACCCACCGCUGGCCGGGGAUCACGUGUACACAUGUGUGCCCAAUAAUACCGUGGGGACUGGGGUGAACAAAACCGUACAGAUCGCAGUGAAAGCUGCUCCCAGCAUUACGUUCAUAACCGCCAACAUGACGGUCACCGAGGGCUCUCUUGUGAACCUACAAUGCAACACGAGUGGGUCCCUACCGCUGAACGUGUCGUGGAGUAAAGUGGGCGCGGCGGGUGCUCUCUCGUCGAGUGGGAGUCACGAGUUCAGCUCGAUAACUCGCGCACAGGACGGGACGUACGAGUGCAUGGUACACAAUGGCGACGAGUGCCGAGCAGCGAGUCAACGAGUUACUAUCACUGUCAAUUAUAAACCAGAGGCUACACAGUUCUCUCUGAAUACAUCGGAUGGAGCUUAUCUAAAAGGAGAGCCCGUCUCUCUUUACUGUAACUCAUCCGCUAAACCCGCACUCUGCCACGUGGUCUUCCGGAAAAAUGACGUCAUCAUCAAGAACUACACGAGCGACACGUGCUCAGCCAGUCACGUGAUCAGUAGUGUGGAAGGCUGUGACAGGGAGAGUUUUUCGUGCCAGGCUUUCAACAUUGCGGGGACUGGGGACGAGGUGUUUUACAAUGCUACUAUCCAAGAUGCCCCAGCAAUUAUAAGCGUGAUGUCCCAGACCCCUCAAGGACCAAAGGCAGCCUCGUCUAUCGCGUUACCAGAAGGCGAGACACUAACGCUGAACUGUACCGCUUCUGGCUGCCCCGCCCCCAACAUCACGUGGUACAAGCAUGAUAGUGCUAGUUAUCUGUCAACGGUGAUAGGACGGGAGCUUGUACAUCAGUUCCCAAGUCUGAAGAAGACGGACAAGGGAAGAUAUGUGUGUACUGUGGGAGCCGAGAAUAAGACCAUUACCCUGGAUGUGCAAUACAAGCCAAUCAACACACAGCUUACUAGCACCAAGACAAGAGCAUGCGUGAAUGACUCCAUAACGCUAAACUGUACGUCCGAGGCUCAACCUGCUGUUCACGAGUAUCUGUUCCAUCGUAAUGGCGUCCACCAUCAGACAAGUGCUUCCGGUGUACUGCACCUAAACCCACCGCUGGCCGGGGAUCACGUGUACACAUGUGUGCCCAAUAAUACCGUGGGGACUGGGGUGAACAAAACCGUACAUAUCACAGUGAAAGCUGCUCCCAGCAUUACUUUCAUAACCGCCAACAUGACGGUCACCGAGGGCUCUCUUGUGAACCUACAAUGCAACACGAGUGGGUCCCUACCGCUGAACGUGUCGUGGAGUAAAGUGGGCGCGGCGGGUGCUCCCUCGUCGAGUGGGAGUCACGAGCUCAGCUCGAUAACUCGUGCACAGGAAGGGACGUACGAGUGUAUGGUACGAAAUGGCGACGAGUGCGCAGCAGCGAGUCAACGAGUUACUAUCACUCUCAAUUACAAGCCUCACGGGACAAAACUGUCGGCGUCAACUGCCAGAACGUGCGCAAAUGAGACCAUGACACUGAACUGCACAGGCUUAGCUAGUCCGCCCGUCCACGUGUACCACUUGUAUCGUAACGGCGACGUGGUAGACGAGAGCGCAACGGGGAUGUUUGUGAUUAGCCCAACCCUAGCAGGAGAUAACGCCUACACGUGCGUCCCUAAUAACACUCUGGGUACAGGCCAGAACAGCUCGGUGCAUAUAACCACCACAGCACCACCAAGGAUUCACGGGAUAACUUCAGACCUUACUGUCACAGAAGGCUCAAAUGUUGCGUUACAAUGUAACGCAACAGGCAGCGAGCCUCUUAACGUGACAUGGCGAAGCACGAAUGGGGCUUUUCUUUCGUCUGGCGUGACACUAAACCUGAAUAUUUUAUCGCGUAAUGACGAGGGGUCUUAUCAAUGCUCUGCUAGCAAUGGCAAUGAGUGCCCUGUAGCAGAAGAGAGCGUGUUUGUGACCGUCAUUUAUAAACCUGAAAACACAUCAAUCACGGCUUCCAAGAGAAUGGCUUGUGUGAACGACUCAGUAACCCUGACGUGCUCAAGCACGGCCAAGCCAGCCGCUGAUAGGUACAUAUAUUAUCGCGGCGACUCACUGAUUCAUAAUGGCACCAGCGGAACGCACACCUUCACCCUGUCCGCACACGGGACCCACGAGUACGCAUGCGUAGCCAGCAAUACCGCUGGCACUGGGGAUAACAGUAGCGUGGUCAUAACUGUGCAAGACCCUCCUACUAUAACACACCCUCCAAGUGACGUCACAGUUGCCAGAGGCAGCGCCGCCUCGCUAUCAUGCAAUGCGAGCGGCACGCCACCCCUGAACAUCUCGUGGAGCAGGCCAGGCAGCUCGUUCUACUAUGAGGGGGCGGUGCUUACGAUCGACUCAGCCGCCACACAGGAUGAUGGUGUCUACCGGUGUGUGGUGCAUAAUGGAGCUCACUGCGCAUCCCGGUCUGCUUCUGCCACGCUGAACGUCAACUACAAACCCAGUAUUACCUCUCUGUCAAACACCACCGUUAUAGCGGGUGACAUACUCAGAUUGUACUGCAACACAUCAGGCAAACCACAGGCGAACAUCACGUGGUCUGGACCAAGCGGAGCCGGCAACCUACCGAGCGGGAACCCUUUGGUUCUCACCUCUGUCAUCAAAGAGCAUGCUGGGAAGUACCUGUGUAAUGCUAGUAAUAGCAUGGGUUGGGCCGUGGAGUCGGCACACGUAGAUGUCCAGUAUCCUCCUACUAUAGUUACGACACCCAAGAACACGACAGCCUAUCUUGGAGGGAAUGUAACGCUGUACUGCAAUGCGUCUUCUCAUCCCGCGCCGCAGAUUUACUGGGCAAAGAACGGUAUACACAUUGCUAUGGGCGAGGUGUUGAGAGUGGCUGUCAGUAGCAGUACUGCUGGAACCUACACGUGUACGGCAUCUAACGGAGAUGGAGCUAAUGCUACUGCAUCUGCAAGCGUUACUGUAGAAUCGUCAUGCCAAUCGAACAGUUGCAAAAAUGGUGGCACGUGCGUCAGCAGAGGGCGGACGUUUGAGUGCACUUGCACUUCAGAUUAUACUGGAAGCACAUGUGAGACAGAGCUAUCUACGCCUAUGCCUACCUCUCCACCCAAUAUAGUGUAUGAGGCUGAAGUCAGUGUGAGAUGUAAAGACGAGCUAUACGUAGCUGAAUUGAAAAACAAGGACUCUCCACAGUUCAAAGACCUUGAGAAGAGGUUCCUUGAACAAAGCUAUAGAAUCUGGAUUAUAGAGAAAAACUUUUUGAGAUGCUCUGUGAAGUCAUUCAACAACGGUAGCGUCAUUGUCAACUUUAUAGUGUCGUUUAACGAGACGAAGAGUGAGGAGGCUGUUUUACAGCGCAUGCAGACUACGGUCUCAAGCGGGUACUAUGGCACCUUCAAGGUGGACCCAGACUCCGUCAAGGUCACCUCCGUCACGACUCUGUGCAGCUCAAGCCCCUGCAAGUAUGAAGACAGCACGUGCGUCGUCCACGGGAAUGGGUACAAGUGUGAGUGCUCCACCUUCAGAUACGGCACGCACUGUGAGAAAGGUGUCGGUGUCCUUCCUGGAAUAGUCAUCAUCGCCGCUUGUGGUGCUGUUAUCUUUGUUCUGCUCGUACUUCUCAUUUGGUGCUGCUGCUGUUCCAGGCGCUCUUCAUAUCCCAAAGAUCUAGAGCAGGAUGGGACGAACCUGAAUACAUUCAGCACCAAUGACCACCCAAACUCACGGGUAAACCGAGGCGCCGAUCAUGUGGUCCGUAACGGUGCUGCUAAUCCAUCGGGGACAUUUAAACCGGAUGGCACUGAAGAUGACUCUGAGCUGAUGUAUGCAGACAUAGACUUUAGUAAUGCAAAGAACAAAGACAACAAUAAGAUUCCUUCUACCGAUGACAAAACACUAUACGCAGAUAUCACUAGCUUUGAUAAGAAGGGUAACACGUUGAAAAACGGAGAUGCACCAACCAACGGUCAAUCAACGAACCGUCAAACCUCUUCGACCAACUGCCAAACCUCAUCAGCAAACGGCAAAACACCAUCGGCUAACGGCAAAACACCAUCGAGCAUCGGUCAACCAACAUUAGUCAAUGAUGUUGAACAAUCGGUCAGCGAAAACGUCCAGGGCGAUCAUGAGCAGGCGCAUACGAAUCCCGUCGCAGACGACACAGAUGGAGCGGCCACUACAGGCCUUGUCCCGAAGAUCGCUUAUCCAACGAAGACUACCAAAGUUGACUUGUACAAUAUUGUAUGAAAGAAAGGCAGUAGAAUAACAGGGUUUUUAACAAUUGACUUCCCUAUGCACCUGGGAGACUUUAGCAUCCGAAGGAGCACGCACUCAAGUCUUUUUGUUAUUCGCACAUCUUAUGCAUCGCGUAUAAUAUUUCUCCUACGGAGGACUAACGGUCGUAGCGUCAGCGAAACCACGCCUACACAAAAUCCUCUUAGAAAUGCGCACAGCAUAAAACUCCAACCUUUGCUACAGAAUACCAGGUGAUCUUCUGACUUGUCGAGUCAUGUGUUAUGACCAUACCACUGUAAUUCAGUAUCACCUGCGAUAGUGGUAGUUGAAAUAAACUAUUAGACCUUUUAGACCCUAUUAGACCUUUUUUACAGAAUACCAUGUGAUCUUCUGACGUGUCGAGUAUUGGCCCUUCGUCGGCGCACUUCAACCUGGUGUUGAUUUAUUUGCCUUGUUUCCACCACGCCUACACAGACCACCAAGUAUUUUUACUGGUUGCCUGUAGUCUGGAGUUCGCCUGUAGUUUUACCGUGAUUUAGUAAUAGAGAAACAAGGAAGGCUUUCAGAAGCGCUGCGUUCAGACUUCAAACUCUGAAAUCUUUCACUGGUAACGGAUUUUCCCCGUUUGAAAGGUAUAUUCUUUUAGGAUAUGGAGAUCUCGAUCUAGGGAUACCUUGAUGUUGAUUUGGGUUGAUGAAGACAUAGUUUUUUUUAAAAUCUUGUUUUGAUUGGAGUAGAAGUGUUUAACGACUGACUGGAAUUUUUUUUAAUAUUCAAAAUUUCUAAGAAGCCUUUUCAGACACACGUCGCAUUUUUUAUUCCGAUGUUUCAAACCAUACGGCAGGGGCGGAUCUAGGGUUUGGCCGAGGGGGCCCAGGCCCCCCUAUUUUAAGACAUUUGGCUUAAAAAUAACAAGAAAUACAAGGGAAUCCACAAAAGGACAAUGAAUCCGGGCCCCCAUUUCUUGAAACCCUUGCUUCGGCAGCAUCUUUCUAGAGCUCCUUGAUCCGCUCCUGAUACGGUAUACUUUAUAAAAUACGGAUUGCUUCUGAAAAGAACUAGCCGCCAUUUUUUUAAACCGAAAUAUUUUAACGGGCAUCGUGCAUGUUAAAAAAGUCACCACUCAACUCCAUCCAGAAGUGAAUGAAACAAACGCUUCUAUAAAAAAAAAAUAUUUUUAAUGUAUAAUAAACAUUGUGCAACAAUAUUACUACUCGCCAAAAAUGUCAAUACAUUGAAACUUGUAACAUAGUGUAGGGUCUUAGGCCUACGUCACUAAUCAAUUUGUGCAAUAAACAAACAUUAUGAUAAA
This is a messenger RNA of Nematostella vectensis (starlet sea anemone), 8773 nucleotides long. RefSeq names its product hemicentin-1. Bases 277 to 7473 code for a protein of 2398 amino acids. Gene Ontology annotation, molecular function: cell adhesion molecule binding. The record is from RefSeq and is a predicted model, not a curated record. Lineage: Eukaryota; Metazoa; Cnidaria; Anthozoa; Actiniaria; Edwardsiidae. The transcript is spliced from 32 exons. Gene Ontology annotation, biological process: cell-cell adhesion. Gene Ontology annotation, cellular component: cell-cell junction; plasma membrane.